AUGGAGAAAGUGAUGAACUUGAUAAAGCCGAAACCUGAUCCGAAGCAAAUCUUACGUGACUGGCAACGUAAGCUUCGUCAAGAGUGCCGUAACAUCGAACGCCAAAUCAGAGAUAUACAGAAAGAAGAGAGAACUGUGCAGAAAGCUAUUAAAGAAGCUGCUAAGAGGAAUGAUAUGGUCUCAGCAAAGAGCGCAGAGGUUAUGAAGCUUGUGAAUAAUCUCAUGAAGGCUCCACAAAUGGCUGCAACUAUGCAAGAGUUCAGCAAAGAGAUGACUAAGGCUGGAGUCAUUGAGGAGUUUGUGAAUGAAGCUAUUGACAAUGCACUAGAUUCAGAGGAUAUGGAAGAAGAGAUAGACGAAGAGGUUGAUAAAGUAUUGACUGCUAUUGCUGGAGAAACCGCUGCUGAGCUUCCAGAAGCUGUCAGGAAGGAAAGGAUAAAGGUACCUGCACAGAAGGCAAGCACUUCCCACGAGGAAGAAGCAAUUGCAGAAGGUGUUGAUGAUGAGGAAGAACUGGAGGAGAUUCGAGCUAGGCUCGCUAAAGUUAGAUCAUAACUUGAUUUCCAGUGACUCUUUACACACGAUUUUUAUUGAUUCGAUGAACUUUUGAAGGUGAUGAGAACAUAAGGAGAUUGAUUUGUAUUGUAUAAUAUAUAAUUUCAGUUACCGUAUACUUUGUAAUCAUAAGCUGUCUUUUGGUAACAAAGCUUCGUUUCUUUCC
Messenger RNA from Eruca vesicaria subsp. sativa (arugula), 721 nucleotides. NCBI's taxonomy places the organism in Eukaryota, Viridiplantae, Streptophyta, Magnoliopsida, Brassicales, Brassicaceae. The record is from the annotation of a GenBank genome assembly.